AAAGAAAGAGUAAAACCAAACAACAGGGACAAACCAGUAACCGCAUAAAAGAGUAAACUAGUGUUGGUUUAGCGCUGACGAUAACUUCACUCAAAGUAGCAAUCAGUUAUAGUGAAAAAAAAAAAAAUGGAGUCAAGAAGAGUAACAAAGACGCUAGAAGAUCAAUGGAUGGUGGAGCGUCAAGUUAGGGAGAUAUACGAUUAUUUCUACAGUAUUCCCCCAAACUCCCAGUCCGUCAUCUUAGAGCUUCAACGUGACAAGCACUUCGAUUAUCUUACACGUGGUCUCCGAAAACUUGGUCCUUCGUUCUCCGUUUUGGAUGCCAAUCGACCAUGGCUUUGCUACUGGAUACUUCAUUCAAUCACUCUGUUGGGAGAAUCUGUUGAUGCCGGACUGGAAAAUGAUGCAAUUGACUUUCUGACCCGUUGCCAGGAUAAAAAUGGAGCCUAUGGCGGUGGACCUGGUCAGAUGCCUCAUCUUGCAACUACUUACGCUGCCGUCAAUUCACUCAUAACUUUGGGCAGCCCUAAAGCCCUGUCAUCAAUCAAUAGGUGCACAAGCUAUUCUAUGUUCUUACUGGUGCCUUAUCUAUCAUUCACUCCUGUUAACAUUGAUCUAAUGAUGUACAGAGAAAAAUUGCAUGCAUUUUUGCUGCGGAUGAAAGACCCAAGUGGUGGCUUCAGGAUGCAUGAUGGUGGAGAACUAGAUGUUCGUGCCUGUUAUACUGCCAUUUCUGUUGCAAGUAUAUUAAACAUUGUGGAUGAUGAGCUGAUUCAUGGUGUUGGAAGUUUCAUCCUAAGUUGUCAGACUUAUGAAGGUGGAAUUGCUGGCGAACCAGGUGCUGAAGCUCACGGUGGGUAUACUUUCUGUGGAUUGGCCGCAAUGAUUCUGAUCAACGAAGUGAACCGAUUGGACUUACCAAGAUUAAUUGAUUGGGUGGUAUUUAGACAAGGAGUCGAAGGUGGAUUCCAAGGCAGGACAAAUAAAUUAGUCGAUGGCUGCUAUUCCUUUUGGCAGGGCGCGGUAGCUUUUCUUAUACAAAGAUUAAAUUUGGUAGUCCAUGAACAACUAGGGCUGUCAAAUGACCUUGGUACAGAAAGUGAUGAUUCUUCAGAGUCAGAGUUAUCUGCUGAAGAAGAGCACUUGGAAGUGACGUCCUCUCAUGUUCAGGAGAUUUGCCCUCCACAAGAAGGACAAGAAAAUGCUUCUGAUACCACAAAGAUAGCAGAUACUGGAUAUGAGUUUAUCAAUCGGCCCAUAGCUAUGCAGCCUCUCUACGACAGCAUGUAUCUGCAGCAAUAUGUUCUUCUCUGCUCCCAGGUAGAUGGAGGUUUCAGAGACAAACCUGGGAAGGGUAGGGACCACUACCAUACGUGUUAUUGUUUAAGUGGUCUUUCAAUUGCUCAGUAUAGCUGGACCGACGAAGCUGAUUCUCCACCAUUACCCAGGGAUGUAUUUGGUCUUUAUUCCAGAAAUCUGGUGGAACAGAUUCACCCACUCUUCAACGUAGAGUUGGAUCGGUAUUAUGAAGCUCGCAAAUACUUCUCAUGCUUGUGAGAAUGUUUCACCACUAUGAGCCCGUUUGGAUUGGCUUAUAAGUUGCUUAUAAGUUGUUUUCAGUUUUUUUUUUUAGUGUUUGGCUGGCUAGCUUAAAGCCAUUUUAUGCUUAAAAUAAGCCCAAAAAAUUAAUUGGACCCGUUUGGCUUAGCUUAUCUAAAACAGCUUAUAAGCUGAAAACAACUUAUAAGCCAAAAAAAAUAAUUUAGGCUACCCCAACUUAUUUUUUUUUGGCUUAUAAGCUGUUUCCAGCUUAUAAGCUGCUUUUUUUAAGCUCAUCCAAACAGGCUCUAUAGCUUUUGCGGGAAUGUUAGCACUAGUUUUCAGAAACAUAGGCGAAUCCAGAAUUUUUAGUCAUUGGGUUCAGAAUAGUUGUAAUCAAUUAUAUAAUGAUGUUUUUGCAUUUGUAUACGUGAUAUGGGUCUAGAGUAGUGGGUACAUCUGAACCCCGCUAAACCAGCUCUAAAUCCGUCUCUGUUUAGUUCUGUAAUCAUCAAUGUGGAAUCGCAGAUAUGUAUGUUAAGUGGUUGGGAUGUACGA
Molecule: messenger RNA, 2097 nt
Organism: Lycium barbarum (goji berry)
Lineage: Eukaryota; Viridiplantae; Streptophyta; Magnoliopsida; Solanales; Solanaceae
Product: protein farnesyltransferase subunit beta
Exons: 13
Coding region: 127-1557 (476 amino acids)
Biological process (GO): protein farnesylation
Cellular component (GO): protein farnesyltransferase complex
Molecular function (GO): protein farnesyltransferase activity
Source: RefSeq, a predicted model, not a curated record